AUGAUAUCUGCUUUGGUAGUUUCACAGAAUGACAGUACUUACAAGACAGCUCACUCCUUUCCUUCUGUUGAUAGUCAAGCCUCAUCGCCAACCAACCCUGCAACAAUUGUUGGACUGUCUGUUAUCUUUGGAAUCAUAAUCUUUCUAACAAUUGGAGGCAACAUAUUGGUGUGUCUGUCCCCAGUUAUCAGCUGUAAACUACGAACGGUAACAUUCAAUUUUCUGGUCUCGUUGGCUGUUGCCGAUCUUUUACUGGGAGUUACCGUUCUACCAUUUAGUGCAAUAUCAGCUCUUACUACCCAUUGGUGGUUUGGGGUCAUCUUCUGCAAUAUUUACAUUUCAUGUGAUGUUCUCUUUAGCACUGCGUCAAUUCUUCAUCUUCUAGUUAUAAGUCUUGAUCGCUACAUUGCCAUUACAAGACCUUACUCCUACAAGUCUAAAAUGGAUCAUUAUAAAAGUGGUGUAGUUAUCACAUUCGUUUGGAUUGUCUCCUUUUGUGUCUCAUUUAUACCAGUGCAUCUUGGAUGGAAUACCCCCAACGGCCAUGUCCAAAACUAUGAUACACCAGGCAGAUGUGUUUUUACCUGGAAUACAAGUUAUAAUCUAUUUGACGGUAUUAUACUAUUUUUUGUUCCUUUAUUUUUGAUGUGUGCCGUGUACGUGAGGAUUGUUUUAAUCGCUAACCGUCAAGCUAAAGCAAUUGGGAAAGUUAUGGUAAACCCUUACCGAAAUGAAAGUACAUGUAACAACACACAUCACAAGCAAAUUGAUGAACACAAAGCCAUUAAGAUAAUUGCCAUCGUCAUGGGCUGUUUUGUCGUCUGUUGGGUUCCGUAUUUUACAAUGUUCACGUUUACAACUGUAUGUGACUGGCAAAUCUCUGAUGUUUGUUACCAGGUGGCUUUGUGGCUUGGUUACACUAACAGCUUGGUAAACCCUCUCAUCUAUGGUCUGCUAAACCGUGAAUUCAGGAGAGCUUUCAAAAUCAUUCUAUCUUGUUUCAAGUUAGAUUUAAGAUGCGGUAGGAGUCGCAAAAACAAGUCCAGCACAGCGACAGCAAUAAAUGUAUCUGGCAGACACAGUGUUGUAAAUCACAUAAACGCAAGUCAUUUGCGGCAUCCUCCACGAACACCAAGCCAAAUUUACCUUCAACUAUUCAAAUCUAAUGCUGACGAUACAAAAAACUGA
Molecule: messenger RNA, 1188 nt
Organism: Asterias rubens (European starfish)
Lineage: Eukaryota; Metazoa; Echinodermata; Asteroidea; Forcipulatida; Asteriidae
Product: histamine H2 receptor-like
Exons: 1
Coding region: 1-1188 (395 amino acids)
Biological process (GO): adenylate cyclase-activating adrenergic receptor signaling pathway
Cellular component (GO): membrane
Molecular function (GO): G protein-coupled receptor activity; dopamine neurotransmitter receptor activity, coupled via Gi/Go
Source: RefSeq, a predicted model, not a curated record